Molecule: messenger RNA, 6627 nt
Organism: Heterotrigona itama
Lineage: Eukaryota; Metazoa; Arthropoda; Insecta; Hymenoptera; Apidae
Source: the annotation of a GenBank genome assembly
AUGUUGCUCAAUGAAUUUUACGCAUUGUAUAAAUCACGUGCAUACGCCCGAAAAAUUAUAAUGGCUUCAAUCGAAGUCUAUUUUGUUGCAUACAUGCCACGUUAAUUCGAUAAAAGCUCCCUUCCUUUAACUUCUUGUUGUACAAUAAGAUCGUUGCGCCCUCGUUUGUUAUCUAUUGUAUUCAAUCUUUUUAGUCUUUCUACAGUUUUAGGCCAGUGUUUAGUGUAUCGUUCACCGGGUUAGAACUAUCAGUGCCAUAUGUCGUGUGAGUUGUAAAAUUUUAGCAUAAUAAAGUUAUUAUAAUACGUAAAUGAAAUCGAAAUUAAUAUUAUAUAGGUAGUUUAAAAAUAUUAUUUAUUUAGAUGUUAUAAGGGAGAGUCAGAAUCUUAAAAAAGUUGUAAUUGUAAUAUUAUUGAAACUUUGGAAAAUAAUAAUAAAUUAGGAAAAUCAUUUUUAUAAAUUGUUUACAUGUAGAACAGAGUUUCAAUGUCAAAAAGGAAUAAUGUCAAUAAAUAAAAUUACUAAUUUAUUUUAUUUUAGCGUGCAAAGAUAAUAAAACAUUGGUAAUAUAACGUAUUUUUUAGGUAAUCUGAAAGGAAUGACAUGUGACACAAGGAGACGUUGAAAUAUUGCACAAUAUAAUACAAUAAAAUCGAAGCAAAACAGGAGGGAGAAGCAUGUUAUCAAUAUGAAGUGGAUAAUAAUUUCGUGUAUUUUAUGUGUGUUUGGUUGUUUCAAAGAGUUUAGACCUUCGGAGUCUUUUGUCACUGAUUAUUUAACAAACUGGAAAAAUUUUACGGACGUUCAAGUAAAUCAAGAAAUAUUUCCUGUUUCUACUUACUCCUAUUUUGCAACAUUAAUUAUUGUAUUUUUGAUAACUGAUUUUGUACGAUAUAAGCCAAUCAUUAUUUUAUGUGGUUUAUCAGGAGCUAUUACAUUUCUUUUAAUAGCGCUUGGCCAAGAUGUUUUAACUAUGCAAAUUUUAGAAUUCUUCUAUGGCUUGUUCCUUUCCACAGAAAUAGCUUAUUACACAUUUAUUUAUGCUAAAGUUGAUAGAAAACAUUAUCAGGAAGUAACUAGUCAUACAAGAGCAGCAUCUCUAUUUGGUCGUUGUAUGGCUGGUAUUGUUGCACAAUUAACAGUAUCUUUGGACAUAUUGAAUUAUCAUCAAUUAAAUUACCUUACAAUAGGAGCUAUUACAUUUGCUACAAUAUGGGCUUGUUUUUUACCUUCAGUUGGUCAGUCCAUUUACUUUCAUAGAAAAAAUGAAAUUAAUUUUUCUACAUAUAAUGCAACACAAAAUGAUUUAAAUCAAGUAUUACAUAGUUCUGAACAACCUGAGUAUUCUUCCCCUAAUAUUUCAUUAAUCCAUAAAGUUAAAGACGCUUAUAUUUUAUUGUGGAAAGAUUUUUUACAAGCAUAUUCAAAUAAUCAUGUUGUAAAGUGGUCAAUAUGGUGGGCAUUUUCUACUUGUGGAUAUUUACAAGUUAUUAGUUAUAUACAGUUAUUAUGGCAAACUACUGUAGUACCUGGAGAUAAAAUUUACAAUGGAGCUGUAGAUGCUUUGUAUACAAUUAUAGGUACAAUUACUGUAUUCUGUAUUGGAAAGCUGCCAUUUAAUUGGUCUUUAAUUGGAGAUACAAUGGUAUCAUUUAUGUCAUUUGUGGAAGGUGUUUUAUUAGUGGUAUCUUCAUAUAGUUACAGUAUUUGGUUGUUAUAUGCUGCAUAUAUAAUAUUUGGAAUUAUUCAUCAUACAAUGGUUACUGUUGCAAGUUUUGAAAUCGCAAAAUACAUAUCGGAAGAUAGUUAUGGUUUGAUAUUUGGUGUAAAUACUUUCUUUGCACUAUUAUUACAAAGUAUAUUAACAGCCAUAGUAGUGAAUGGAAAUUUAAAAUUAGAUCUGAGAUCUCAGGUAAGAUUAUUAUUUGUAUGUCAAUAAGACUCAUAAAAAUAUAUAAAAGCGACUAUUAAUGACUAUUAAUUUUGGGAAUUAUUUGCAUCGAUAUUUUAUAUUAAAGUAUAUUAAGAAUAUACUUUUGGUAUCGUUUAUCUUAUUUCUAUAUUUAUAUAAUAUAGAUAUUAUUUAUAUCUAUAUUUGUAUAACAUAGUAUAGUAAACGCCUAUUUAAUUGUCGUGGAUAUACAUAAUAUAGCUAAAAAAAUUUUCAAACAGUUAGCUUUUUUAAAAUUUUUAUAUUUUUAUGAGUUAAUUAGAUUUCUACUUGAUAUUGAUAUUCAAGUGUCUUACAUUACACUUUUUUCCAGUAUUUUGUUUAUGGUGGUUAUUAUAUUGUCAUAUCCAUACUUUAUAUGAUAAUAGGCAUUUCAAAUAUUGUACAACAUUGUAGGAAGGGUACAGGUUUUAAAAUCCUUUUAAAACGGGAUCACAAUUGAGAAUAUAAAAGAAUUUCCAGAAUGAUUAGGUUCUAGAAAUUAAUACAAAUUCAUUUAGAAAUAAUUAUAUUAGACAUAUAUCAAAAAUAAUCAAAAAUAGUUGAUCAAAUAGAUACAUUUUUAUAAUGAAUUCAAUUUAAAAAUAAAAUUUUAAAAAAUUUUAAUAUAUUUAAAAAAAUUCUUAUCUAUUUUAUCCUAUUUUUAUUAUUUAUUUUGGUAGAAAUUUUUUUUGGAUAAGUUUUUAUCAAUUAAAGAAAUUUAUCAAGAAAUAAGUUUUUAUCAAUUAAGUCUCAGGGAAAAGAUAUCAUAUAUUAUUGAUACAUAUCUGUAUUGUAGAAAGUUUAUAGAAUACAGUAUUAUAUUUUUAAUAAUAUAAAGUGUUGUGAAACUUGGGUGUUAGUUUGUAAGUUAAUUUGCACAAUAUAAGGGAUAUAAUAUAGUACUUUUUGUAUGAUUUUGUACAAAGUAGAAGAUAUUAAUGUUAAUAAUUUCCAUAAAAAUACCUAUUAUAUUUGAGAAUUAUAUUAAAAUUUUAUUUUUUAAUAAACAAUCUGUUUACAAGAAAUUUUUAACAUUUCCCUUCCAAUUUUCAAUCAUUUUUAUACUGUGAUCCAAUUAAUAUUUUUAUUAUUCCUCGGUGGUAAUUAAAAGUAAUCGUACUUUAUCCAAAACCGGUUCUCUACAUUUCUACAAACAUAAAAUAAUUUUUUUUAUUUGUUCCUUCAUCUUUUUAUUGUUUAAGUUAUUGCUUACGAAUGAAAACGUUUGAAAUAAGCAUCUUCCUAACUCUCGACGAGGAUUUGCAUUCUUGUCAAAAUAUUUAAAUAAUUUCCACCAAAUUGAACAAUCUUGUAUACUUUGUUUAAAUUCCUUACUGAUAGUAUCAUCCAUUGUAUCAUUUCGUAUUAUAGAUACAAUGGAUUUCAUCGUUUCAUCUUGAAUGAUUUUUGAAAACAUGCAAGGAUAAUUGUUACAAUCGUUUAUGUGCGACUGUAAUUUAUCUAAUAAAAUGGUGUCUUUCAAACAAAUUUGUAAUAUCUAUAUAUAAAAAAUAGUAAUUAAUGUCUAUAUAAAUAUAAUAUUUUAAUAAAGUCUAUUAAUUUAAGUAUUUAUAAGUAUUCAUAAAUUAAUAUUUUAUAUUCAAUAAGGAAUUUAUACAAUCAAUAAUAAUUGUAUAUGUAUGUAUAUUACAAGAUGUAAUGUAAAAGAUGUAAAAUUUAUUUCAAUAGAAAUGAUCUUUUUCUUGUUGUACGAAGAUUGUAUAUUUUUACCCAGUUUGGAGAAAUUAGAACAGGAUAUAUUUUAAAUAGACUCAUGUUUAAUUUAUUAGAAUAUGUAUCUGUAUCUUGUGCCACCGCCGCAUACGAUGUUUCAAAAGUAUGACCAUCAAUUAAUGAUAAGAUAAACGACACUGUUACAUAUCAGCAUUAUAUAAAACUACGAUAAGUUGAACAACAUUAAGGUUAUUUAAUCUAUAUUGAAGGUUGACUUACUGUGAUAAUAUAAAAAUAUCAUGCUCAAUAGUUUUAUUAACAUUGUGAAAAUUUGAAAAAUAUAUCAAGGAAGUAGGAUAAUUGAAAAUUACUCUUUGAUUAUCAGAAAUUAUUAGCAGAAUCUAGUUGAAACUAUCUGAUUAUAGUAAGUAAGUAAAUUUAUUUAAAUUGAAGAAAGCGUUUCACAUAGCAUUGUUUCACUAGAUAAUAAAUUGUUUCAUUGGAUAAUAAAUCUAAUAUUGUACAGUUUAAAUAAUCUUAAAGAUUAAGGACGAGAUAAUGUGAGAUUAAAAACACUGAUGUACAUAGGAGAAAAAGAAGUUUUAUGAAAGUAUAUCUGUAUACUUAAAACAUAUUAUAUUUGGAUUUAUGCAUAUGAAAUCAAUUCCAUCAGAAUUUAACACGAUUAUCUAAAAAAUAUUCUGUUAUUUGUAAAUCGUUUUGAUGAACACUUAUCAUGGUCAUGUUUCAUCAUUCUUGUAUACAAGACUCGUAUGAUGCGAUUAAAAAAUUACUACUGCUAAAUGUUAAAUAAUUACUAAAUAACAUAAAAAAACACAUGCAAAUAAACAACGUAGAAAUUCUGAAGUUGUUGGAAAUUCGAACCGAUAAAGGAAAUAGAUCAGCAUUUAAAAAGCGAUGUUCAUGGAAUUUAACACGUUGACUGUCACGCGAAACUUUUACGUUUUGUCUAUGAAACAAAAUAUUUAAUUUCUAUAAGAUAUUAUAUUACAGUAAGGUACAACGAAAGCACAUUUCUCGCUUUGUAAUAUUAUCUAGUCUAUCUAUUCAUUGUCAAUGAUAUUCAUCUCAUUAUAAUUAUAUUUAUCUCAUUCUAAAAUAUUCUAAAAUAUUUAUCAAAAUAGAAACGACAGUCACUAGUAAUCAUCGUAGCAGUCAACACGUUAAAUGAUUGUUUAGUUCCAUUUGUCGUUUUUUAAAUUAUUCUAUUCAUGCGAUGAGAACAAUUUUGAGAUUAAAGACGAAGAUUGAAACAAAGACACGAGGUUUUAUUAUAUUAAUUUUUGGAUUGCACCGAGUACAACAAAUUCACAAGCUUUUGCAGCCUGUUGCGUCAAGCAUAAACCUAUUUCUUGAAGGCGAGAUAAUUCUGCUCGAUCAUCAGUUAAAGGAUAUUCUUCUAAAUUGUUGGCAGGUUUUUUCGCCAUGGUUAAACGCAAUCGGUUAAGCUCUAUUUCUUCCUUCGGACUUAAAAUUUCUAGAAAAUUGAUUUAUUAUACACGUAUAAUCACAAACAUUAAGAUUUUCUAUGUUUUAAGAUUUUUUUUUUGUUUUGCUUAAAAAGAAAAAAACUAAUUCGCUUUCUUUUCUUAAAAUGUUGGAAAUCAUUGUAUGAGGUGAAUUAACACGAUGAAUCUUUGAAUGAAUCUUUUUUUUAAGUUGCACUAUUUAUAGUUAUAAAAUUAUUUAUGAUAUACAUUACUGUUGCUAUUAUUGCUAUUAUUUUUUACUACUACUUAUUUAUGAUUUAUUUAUAAUUGUUUAUGCUAAUAUUGCGAUAUUUAUGCUAAUACUAUAUUUAUAUUACUUAUAAAUAUAAUUAUAAAUAUAUUAUAUUAUAUAUAAUAUAUUGUAUAUAUAAUAUAUUAUAUUAUAUUAUAUUAUAUUAUUAUAUAAUUAUAUUACUUAUAAAUAUAAUUUAUAUUACUUAUAUAAAUAUCAUACUUUUACUUUCAAGUUCUGUAAUCUUGUUUGACAAAUUCUUUCGAAUGGCUUGUACUUUUUUGGCGGCUCGUCUCUUUUUCGUUAUUUCCUCAUCGCGUUCCUCUUUCUUUUUCCUUCUCAAAUUCUUCUUUUUUUUCCUCGAAGCCCGUGAUUCUUUAUACUUUUUCGAGAAUCUCUUUUCUCUAUUCUUCACCUUUAGUAAGAGUAAACAUUAAGUGAAGAUAUGGAUAAGUUUUUGAUUAACUUACGCGAACGUUUAAUUUCAUGCGAAUUAAUCUUUUAUUUUGAUCUUGUUUGUAUUUCUGCCAGAGUUUUCCACAAAUUUCGGCCGCACGAAGCAAUUUUAAUCUCAGCUCGUUGUUGGAAAGAUUGUGAAAUAACGAAACGAUUUUUCCAAUGUUGAAAUCAUCCUGCCCUCCACCCUAGUCAGUAUAAUUAGUAUAAUUAAUUAUAAUUAUAUGAAGUUAUAAUUUCGUGAAGUAUCUAGUGAUUAAUGAUCUUUAGUUACUAUUUACACUUUUUUAAAUUUUAGUAAAUUUUCUUUUCUUUUUAAUUUUUAUUAAAACAUAUAUAAAUAUCUUCAUACUGUUUUACAUAAGAUAAGAAUACUUAUAAAUUAUUUUUAAUUCGAGUACGUUCUUUCUUUUUUUUUUUAGCAUUUAAUUUAAUUUUUAAAUACUGAUAAUCAACAAUUUUGUUUGAGAGUUAAAUGAUGAAUACAUAUUUUUACCAAUUCGAUAAACGUGCAAUCCCAAUCUAUUCCACCGUAUUGGCAUCGGGUUUUUGCUUUUUCAACAUCUUCAGAAAUCUCGGUGUAUUUCAUACAAUAUGCAAGCACCCAAUUUCGAGGUAUAUCGAUCACAGGUAAGAUUCUCCAAACUUUAGCCGUGAUGUCAUCUAACAUCUUCAACGAGGUGCUAUCGGUGAUGGUUGGUAUUUUUGUGAUUGAUAAAUCGGGAAAAACUGUCGUUUCGGUAGUAUUUUCAUAAUACUGAAGCAAAAUUACGAACCUCGAUAAAAUUUUCAAUUUUAUUUAUUACAGUGAAGAGCAAUAA